UACUUCACCAAAAUACAAUUUUGCGAAAUUCAUCGAAUAUUGUUCUAUCAGAAAAAAACGCAAUUUGUUUAAUUCAGUGCGAUCAGUCCCGGCUGUCGAAGCACGUGUCUCGUUAUAGCCGCGUGAUAUUGAAUGGAGAAGUGGUAAAGAUGAGACUGAGGACUCGUUUGAUUAACAUUUGCAUUCGGCACAAAUGCACCAACGCGCAGGACGGCAUUCAUCUUUCCAGGAUUCAGUGGAAGAGGGUUCGUCUGAAGAACUCCCAAGAAUCUAAUCAAGAGAAUCUAACCUCUAAGAACGACAAAUCAACCACAAACUCUCUUCGCAAUUCGCCUGUGAUACCAGUUAAUUUUGAGAUGGGCUACCACAAAUUAUUUGCUAAGUCUGAGAAAAUGCCAAGCAAGUUGAAUGUUAACAUACAAAUAUCAAAGAAAUCGACAACAGAACAGAAUAUAAAUUCAGACAUAGAAUCUAGCAAUAAAAGUACAAACAUUCACGAUAUAAACAGGCAAGUAACUGAAUUGGAUCAACAAUUACAACAAAAUGAGUCUCAAGAAUUAAGGGAAUCAGAAAAUAGUAUAAAUAUUGAUUCAAAUGCAAAUUCGAAGAAUGAUAAUGUUCGAGUUAACGAAAUAAAUAUGCAAAUGUUACCCAAAGCAUUGCACCAACAAUUGUUCAGAAAAGAUGAUAAAGAAAACUCGCUGUCUGAAGAGGAAAUUGAUAGCAUAAAGAAAAAUUUAAUCACAUAUGGUAUAAACAUGGAAGAUGCAACCAGGUUGCCAGACGUAAACUUGAAACUACCGGCUUUGGAAGGAAAAGAUAUAGAGGAACAUUUUUAUAAUAUUGGAAAAGCACAAGCUAAGCCUUAUUUAAAAAUUAUAAGUGAUAUUAUGAACGAUAUUCCUAAAAUGCCAACACGAUGGCUCUUCAAAGAAGGUUGGACUAGAUAUACAGCAGAUGGUACAGUAGAAAGCAUAGAUUACCCUUUAGAAGAUGGUCUAAUUUUCGACGUUGAGGUCUGCAUGAAACAGGGUCCUUUGCCUACUCUAGCCACUGCGGUCAGUGAUAAAGCCUGGUACAGUUGGGUAUCAAAUUCCUUGGCACAAAAUAUUAGUCAAACGUUUGACACACAGUUGUUUACACCAAAUAUGCUUAUUCCUAUAGAGAGUAGCAAAGAGGAAUAUGGACAUAGACUGAACCAGCAUCAGAAAAAACCAAAAAUUAUUGUAGGUCACAAUGUGUCGUAUGACAGAAGUAGAAUUAAGGAGCAGUAUUGGUUGAAUUCCACAGGAACUCGUUUUCUUGACACUAUGUCAUUACAUGUAUGUGUCAGUGGUCUCAACAGUUAUCAAAGAGCGCUAUUAGUAUCUAAGAAAGCGGACAUGGAGAAAGAGAUCUGGCAGUCUACCACUUCAUUGAACAGUUUAAUAGAAGUGCAUAAGCUGUACUGUGGCUACGAGAUAAGUAAAGAAGGAAGAAAUUUAUUUGUCGAAGGUACUAUUAAAGAUAUUAAAGAUAAUUUCAGUAUGUUGAUGUCUUACUGUGCCUCUGAUGUAGUUGCUACUCACAAUAUACUAUGCAAACUAUUCCUACUCUUUCAAGAAAGAUUCCCUCAUCCAGUUACUUUGGCAGGAAUGCUGGAACUUAGUUCAGCAUACUUGCCGGUGAAUUCCAAUUGGCAAAGGUACUUGGAGGAAUCAGAGUCGACCUUUGACGACUUAAAUUACGAAGCGAAAUUCACCCUCGCCAAGAGAGCCGAUGCUGUUUGUCAUCUCAUGCACGAUGAGAAAUAUAAGAAGGACUUGUGGAUGUGGGACCAAGAUUGGAGCACACAGAACAUUAAGAUGAAAAGCAAAAUCUCAAAAGUAAAGGCUGCUAACGAAGAGACAAUUAUAAUAGAAAAAACAAAAGAGCAGUCAGACACUAAAUAUUUAUCAGAUGAUGAGGAAGAAGAAGAGGAUUCUCUAGCAAAGGAAUUUGCGUAUUUGGAAAAAACCAGACACUUAUUGCCAGCUAGAAUGCCGCACAUGCCAGGAUAUCCAGCGUGGUACAGGAAACUCUGUCCUAAGCAAAGCGAAAAUAAAGACUGGGAAUCAGGUCCACAAAAUAUUAGCACUUCCAUGCAGGUAGUUCCGAAGCUGUUGAAUCUGACAUGGGAGAAGUAUCCGUUGCAUUAUAUAAAGGACCGUGGUUGGGGAAUUUUGGUACCUUACAGGAACGAUCCCGACAUUGAGACCAAACUGCCAUUGGAAAAUCUUUUGGCGCAGUGUCCUUUGCCAGCGGCCAGUCCGUCCAGGGAUAGUUCCAAUGAUGCGAUGGCCACCUUGAGCACUGAUGUACAAAACGAUCUUCACAAGACGGAAUUCUGGCGAUUUAAGAAGAAGCAGAAUAAGUUAUACAAUGAAAUAUAUAAGGGCACUGGCGUGUGGUGCAACGUCGAUAUCGACAACUGUUGUUACUUCUUCAAGCUGCCGCACAAGGAUGGUGCCAAUUUCAAUGUCGGAAAUCCGCUUGCUAAGGACUUCCUUAACAAGUUUUCCGAGAAUGUACUUGCCGGAUUGGAUGUCAGCGCCGCGGAGGUGCUGAAAAUCGCUCGUAUGCUGUCCUACUGGCGGAAUAAUCGCGACAGGAUCAUGUCGCAACUGGUGAUAUGGCUGGACAAUCACUCUCUGCCUGGUAACGUCAAGAGAACGAAGCGAUACCUGCGUUAUGGCGCGAUAAUACCUCAGGUAGUCGUCUCCGGUACUUUAACACGUCGCGCUGUAGAGCCCACGUGGAUGACAGCAUCAAAUGCACAUGUCGAACGAAUUGGUUCCGAGCUCAGAUGUAUGGUGCAAGCGCCGCCAGGAUAUAACAUUGUCGGUGCUGACGUAGACAGCCAGGAGUUGUGGAUCGCCUCGAUUAUCGGAGAUGCACAUUACAAGCGUGUCCACGGAGCGACGCCUUUCGGUUGGAUGACCCUCAUUGGCACCAAGUCCAAUGGCACCGACAUGCACAGCGUUACCGCCAAGGCUAUCGGCAUUUCGCGCGACCACGCCAAAGUCAUCAACUAUGCCCGAAUCUACGGUGCCGGUCAGAAGUUCGCCCAACGGCUGCUGAAGCAAUUCAAUCCAUCUAUGACGGACGCCGAAGCUACCUCUAAAUCACGCAAGAUGUUUGCUCUUACAAAGGGUAAAAAAGUAUUUCGGUUGAAGCCUGAAUUCGUCAAUGAUGACUUACAAGACAUUGCCUACACAUCCUCUCAAGCAUUUAAGAUAGCGAAGUUGCAUGGCAAAGCGUUACAGGACAUCUUCCUGAAGAGUGAAUGGAUGGACGGCUCGGAAUCAGCCAUGUUCAACCGAUUAGAACAGAUCGCUGGCAGUGAAUAUCCAGUCACGCCAUUCCUUGAUGCUAGAUUGAGCCGCGCCCUGGAGAUCACCAAUACCGACGAUGAUGACAAAUUCUUACCCACCAAAAUUAAUUGGGUUGUGCAGAGUGGCGCGGUAGACUUCCUUCAUCUGAUGCUGGUUUCCAUGAGAUGGCUGAUGAGAGAUAACGCUAGAUUCUGCUUAUCGUUUCACGAUGAAGUGAGAUAUCUGGUCCCGUUCAAGUAUAAGUACAACGCUGCGUUGGCCAUGCACGUGACCAACUUGACGACGAGAUCAUUCUGCGCUUCUAGACUAGGAAUGAGAGAUCUGCCAAUGUCUGUAGCGUUUUUUGCUGCCGUAGAAGUUGAUACUGUCCUUCGCAAAGAGUCCACUCACGAUUGUAAGACUCCAUCCAAUCCUCACGGCUUACAAAAUGGAUAUGAGAUACCGCCCGGCGAAAGUUUAGAUAUCUGGGCUGCUUUGGAAAAAUCUGGCGGCUCGCUAGGCUAUUGGCAUGAAGCAAAAAAUCGCAAAGUUAAAUCAGACGCGGAUUCCAUCGUUAAAAAAAUUACCAUAGUCUCAUAAAAAGCUAUUUAAAA
Messenger RNA from Trachymyrmex cornetzi, 3946 nucleotides. It is a transcript of the gene tam, whose product is annotated as DNA polymerase gamma, catalytic subunit tam. Gene Ontology annotation, molecular function: DNA-directed DNA polymerase activity; DNA binding; 3'-5' exonuclease activity. Gene Ontology annotation, biological process: mitochondrial DNA replication. Gene Ontology annotation, cellular component: mitochondrion; gamma DNA polymerase complex. Lineage: Eukaryota; Metazoa; Arthropoda; Insecta; Hymenoptera; Formicidae. The record is from RefSeq and is a predicted model, not a curated record. The transcript is spliced from 2 exons. Bases 150 to 3932 code for a protein of 1260 amino acids.